AUGGCCGAGACUCUUUCGAGCAUCAUUACCAUCGCAUCGCUUGGGCUCGCCGUCGUCCGAGCAUGCAAAGACUACAUCGAAGCGGUGCGGGAAAUCGACAGUUUGGUCAGCCGGCUCCUCGAAAAGAUAACAGAGGUGCAUGGGGUUGUACGCGUACUCAACUCGAAGUAUCAUCAAGCUGAGCCCGAUGAUUCCAGCGAGCCGUCGAUUUUGGUACGUGAGAAGAUCACGCUAUGUCGCAAUCGUCUCAGGGAGAUCAAAUCGAAGAUAGCGAACUUAGGAGCUCAAAGUAGAAGCGCGGAGACCUUUCGUGACAAGGCCUCUGUGAAACGAAGGAUGGACGCAAUAGCCAAGGAUAUUGAGUUCGCGGUGGACGAUAUUCGACGAUACCUGGGAGAUAUUGUCAUUGUGACUGGAGCCUGCUCAUAUCUUGAAGUCAGCUCCUACAUUCGCCGCGUUUCCGAGACCGCAGUACCACAACCCAUCAUGUAUAACAGCAAAGAGGAUCAACCAGCUCAAUAUGACCUCGUCUCGCUUGAUCGGUGGUUCUCGAAUACGGACACUGUAUCAGAUCCAGUACACUUCCGUAGAGCGUCCGAUCCGACAUCGGCCCCGCGAUUCUCCGUUUCGUCUUCCUCUUCGAGCGCUCUUUUAACACAAUCAGACGACGACGAAAGCAUUCUUUCCAAACCAAUGUGCGGCAUCUCGAGACCUAGCGAAGAGUGGAAAGUCUUCCACUCGAAAGUGGCGCAAUGCAAGGACAAGCCUGCCCUCGUUGCAGAGAUUCGUACACUGUUGGAGGAGCAUCCAGAGCCCGCGACUCUUGCGAACAUCCGUGGGGACCACCAACGCGCACCCCUCCACCUCGCAGCGCAGCGUGGCUGUGUCAAUAUAGCUCGUGUUCUCCUCACGCACGGCGCCGACAUUAACGCCAAAGACACCGAACCCGCUUCUGUGCUAGAUCACGCUGUCGCAAACAAUCAAACAGACUUCAUUGCACUCAUACUCGAGGAGGGUGCGGACGAGUUAGGGAUACUAGAAGAGAACAAGGAGCAGUUGAAAUCGAAAAAAGCUGUCAUUGCGCUCGGAAAGGCGCGGCAGCAAAGUCCAACGACGGAGAAGGCCCGGAAAUCUAGCUGGAGGCUUGGAAGAAUACGCUCAAACUGA
Molecule: messenger RNA, 1167 nt
Organism: Alternaria arbusti
Lineage: Eukaryota; Fungi; Ascomycota; Dothideomycetes; Pleosporales; Pleosporaceae
Exons: 3
Coding region: 1-1167 (388 amino acids)
Molecular function (GO): protein binding
Source: RefSeq, a predicted model, not a curated record